UACAUCCUGAUGUUAAGAAUAAGAAAUGUGAAGUUCAAAAAAAUUAAGCGACCUGUUUAAGGUCAUCUCCUUAAAAACUCAGUCCGUCUGUCCUCAGAAGACUCACUGGUGGGUGGUCCUGUUGUCUGUUCCAGAAACAGAGGACAGAGCAUCGCUUGGUCAGAAGCAACAGGGUAGGCAGUCUUGGCUGCAGUGACAUGAAGACGACUUCUAACUCCUACAUCCUUCAUGAAUUCCCAGGACUUGGUCACAUGACUCGGACCUGCUGGGUGACAUUGUUACUGGCUCAGGGAUUGUGUGCUGGCCUGACUGCUUCCCCCCUUCCUCCUGAGUCAUUUACAGACAAUAUCAUGGGAGCCAGGGCUGUGCUGGCCCACCUUGCUGAGCUCGGGCCAGGCCUCCAGUGAGGACCCCGGUGUCCAGACAUCACCACACAGAGCCUCGCAGCACCUGGAGAGGCCGGUGGGAGGCCCAUGUUCUCUCUUCCAUUUGAUGGAGGAGGAACUGACUCCCCCUUCCUGGGCACAGCUGUGUGAGGCCCUGGGCUUCAACGCCCCCUGCUGUUCUUUCCAUGACCCCAGGAAGGUUAACGGAGGCUGAGGGCUGUCCCCAUCCUGUCUGCUCUUGAACCUGGGAAAUGGAGCAUGUCCGUGUGCUCUCUUUGUUGAUUCACUUCACUGGCCAAGAGCAGGGCACAUGGUUCUCAAAUAUAAGUGAGCCUCCUGUUCCCUCAGAGAUGCAGAGACACGUCUUCUGCCCACAAUGGCCUUGAGCAGGAAGAUGCUGUAUUUUGUUUUUGUCUUUUUCUUCAUUUUGGCUCAAUGUCCAUCAGGUUCCUGGGCAGGACUCGAGUAUUCCCAGCCCUUCCCUGGAGGUGAGUUUUCUGCGUGUGAGCCAUGCAAGCUGGGGCGGGGCAAGUGCAGGCGGAUGUGCACUGAGGAUGAGAAGGUGGUCGGAAGUUGCAAGCUGAACUUCUUCUGCUGCCGACGGAGGGUCCAGUAAGUCAGACCGGCACUCACCAGCCUCUGUAACAGCCCUGACUCCUCAGAGAAGGUCAGG
Messenger RNA from Pipistrellus kuhlii (Kuhl's pipistrelle), 1059 nucleotides. RefSeq names its product beta-defensin 12-like. The coding region runs from base 763 to 1002 and encodes 79 amino acids. The record is from RefSeq and is a predicted model, not a curated record. Gene Ontology annotation, cellular component: extracellular region. Gene Ontology annotation, biological process: innate immune response. The transcript has 3 exons. Lineage: Eukaryota; Metazoa; Chordata; Mammalia; Chiroptera; Vespertilionidae.